Molecule: messenger RNA, 1581 nt
Organism: Aspergillus tanneri
Lineage: Eukaryota; Fungi; Ascomycota; Eurotiomycetes; Eurotiales; Aspergillaceae
Product: MFS transporter
Exons: 5
Coding region: 1-1581 (526 amino acids)
Biological process (GO): transmembrane transport
Molecular function (GO): transmembrane transporter activity
Source: RefSeq, a predicted model, not a curated record
AUGGCAAAGGAUGGAUCUUCCAACCAGGGGUCCUCGGAACAGACUCCCGCCGACGACCGAAAUGGAACACUGCAGAAGCAGACGACAGUGGCGUCGGGGUUAUCCGUUUUUGAACAGCGCGCGCAGUCCGUCAUCUCUAGGAUUCGGAGCCGAGAACCAGGUCAGAAUGCGCUUUUCACGCAUCCGCUCUCCCAUAUCAAGACAGUCGACGACGUGAUCGUUGAGUUUGACGGUCCGGAUGAUCCUUACAAGCCGCUGAAUUGGGGGUUUGGGAAGAAGUGUAUCACUACUUUGCUCUACGGAUUGACAACUAUGGGCGCCACUUGGUCAAGUUCCAUUUACUCAACCGGUAUAAGGCAGGUUGAUUCCGAGUUUAGAGUAGGCGAAGAGGUCGGACUGGGCCCUCUUGUAUGGGCUCCUCUGUCUGAAGUUUACGGACGAAAACCCGCCGUCCUGGCGCCCUAUUUCAUAGCGGCGAUUUUCUCAUUCGCCACGGCCACGGCGAAAGACGUGCAAACCGUGAUGAUCACAAGAUUUUUUACUGGAUUCUUUGGCUCCGCGCCUAUUACUAACACCGGCGGCGUGUUAAGUGAUAUCUGGACAGCGGAGGAUAGAGGCGCAGCCAUUGUAGGAUACGCCCUGGCUGUGGUGGGAGGACCGGUUCUGGGGCCCAUUGUUGGCGGUGCCAUUUGUCAGAGUUAUCUAGGAUGGAGAUGGACUGAAUAUCUAACCGGAAUCAUGAUGAUGUUCUUUCUUACCAUGGACAUCCUCUUCCUCGACGAAAGCUACCCCCCUGUUCUUCUAGUUUACAAAGCGCGUCGACUCCGCUUCGACAGCGGAAAUUGGGCACUUCACGCGCGCCACGAAGAAUGGGACGUGACGUUCAAAGAGCUCGGAAACAAAUAUCUCAUUCGUCCGUUCGCCCUCCUAUCCACUCCCAUCUGCUUCCUCGUCGCUCUCUACGCCUCCUUCGUUUACGGCAUUCUCUAUCUCAGCCUUGGGGCAUUCCCGAUCGAAUUCCAAGAAGUCCGAGGAUGGAAUCAAGUCGUUGGUGCUCUGCCAUUCCUCGCUUACUUUGUUGGGAUUCUCUUCGGUGCAUGCGUGAACCUUUUCAAUCAGAAAUUCUACAUCAAGCGAUUAAAAGCCAACAAUGACUUCCCUGUCCCCGAGGCACGGCUUCCGCCUAUGAUGGUUGGGUCGGUUGUUUUCGCAGCGGGGUUGUUCGUCUUUGGUUGGACUAGUGAUCCUGAUGUCCACUGGAUCGGACCUAUCAUCGGUGCUGUUAUGAUGGGGUUUGGGUUCUUUACGAUUUUCCAGGCCGCUUUGAACUAUCUCAUUGAUACCUUUCAAAAAGUUGCCGCCAGUGCUGUCGCUGCAAAUACGUUCCUUCGCAGUCUUUUCGCGGGUUGUUUCCCGCUCUUUGCGCAUAUAAUGUUUCGGAAACUGGGUGUCGAUUGGGCUUCCAGUGUUCUGGGCUUCGUGGGGAUUGUUUUGAUUCCCAUCCCGUAUCUGUUUUAUAUCUUUGGGAAACGUAUCCGAGCUAGGGGGAAGUGGUCCAGGGCUUCGGUUUACGGUUACUAA